This is a messenger RNA of Phodopus roborovskii (desert hamster), 2959 nucleotides long. RefSeq names its product myosin VIIA and Rab interacting protein (gene Myrip). Gene Ontology annotation, biological process: intracellular protein transport. Bases 23 to 2587 code for a protein of 854 amino acids. Gene Ontology annotation, cellular component: cortical actin cytoskeleton. NCBI's taxonomy places the organism in Eukaryota, Metazoa, Chordata, Mammalia, Rodentia, Cricetidae. Gene Ontology annotation, molecular function: small GTPase binding; myosin binding; actin binding. The record is from RefSeq and is a predicted model, not a curated record. The transcript is spliced from 16 exons.
CCAUCCGUGCUUAACUCUGAUCAUGGGGAGGAAGCUGGAUCUGUCCGGUCUGACAGACGACGAGACGGAGCAUGUUCUCCAAGUGGUACAGAGAGACUUCAAUCUUCGCAAAAAGGAGGAGGAACGGCUAAGUGAGAUGAGGCAGAGGCUGGCUGAGGAGAACAGCAAGUGUAGCAUCCUCUCGAAACACCAGAAGUUCGUGGAACGCUGUUGCAUGCGAUGCUGCUCACCCUUCACCUUCCUGGUCAACGCCAGGCGCCGCUGCGGGGAAUGCAAGUUCAGCGUCUGCAAGAGCUGUUGCUCCUACCAGAAGCACGAGAAGCUCUGGGUAUGCUGCGUCUGCCAGCAGGCCAGGCUUCUGAGGACGCAGUCUCUGGAAUGGUUCUACAGCAACGUGAAGAGUCGCUUCAAGCGUUUUGGCAGCGCAAAGGUCCUGAAGAACCUGUACAGGAAACACCGUCUGGAGAGCGGAGCCUGCUUCGACAUCUUAGGAGGAGGACCAUUCGAACUAAACCUGGAGAAUGAAGGGAGCAUUUCCGGAAGUGACUCCACAUUCUACAGGCAGUCGGAAGGACACAGCAUGAUGGACACCUUGGCUGUCGCCCUACGAGUGGCAGAAGAAGCCAUUGAGGAAGCUAUUUCCAAAGCAGAAUCCCACGGGGACAGCCUGGACAAACAGAAUGAGGCCAGCUACCUGCGGGACCACAAGGAAGAGCUGACUGAGGAGCUGGCUACCACCAUCCUGCAGAGGAUCAUAAGAAAGCAGAAAAACAAAGCUGAGUCUCCAGCGGAGGAAGAUGGGCCAGAGUGGCCUCGACCCCAGAGUGGAGGUGUGAAGGCCAAGGAUGAGGGGACCACAGCCUCUCCAGGACAACACCAGGCACGUGCUACGCUCUGGCGGUCCCGGUCUGCAAUCUCCUUCACCACAGAAGAUGACCCGAAGACCUGUUCAGCAGAGGCUGCACCGAGGCGGUCCAGGGAGCGUGGCCAGCAUCUGCUGGAGGAGUCCACUCUGCCCAGCUGGAAGAGCAUGGAUGCACUGGACGGAACAAGUCUGGCCCCGGUUUUGCAGAGCCCGGAUGGGAACUGGAUGGCCUUGAAGGGUGAUGGUACUCGGCCCCCAAGCCGCCUGCUGGCCAAACCGAAGAGUGGGACCUUCCAGGCCCUGGAGGUGGCGUCCAGUGUGACAUCUGCCUACGAUGAGAUAGGUUCUGACAGUGAGGAAGAUUUUGACUAUAGCGAAGCCUUGAGUAAGCUGUGCCCGCUGCCCCAGGGCAGAUCCAAGCAAUCCCAGCUUCAGUCUGCACAGGCUCAGUGUUUCGGCCAAGGUCCCUUAGCCACCUCUUCCUCAAACCCUGAGGCCAUGGGUUCUGAUUCAGAGACUUCUAGCUCCUCUCGGGAAGCUGGACGCCGGGCUAGGCUGUCCUGGCUGCAGAGGAAGGCUCCCAAGACCCCCACGGCAGAGAAGAUGCGCCACCAUGAAGAGCUGGAUGUGAAUUUUAACCCCCAGGCAGCCAUCGGAGAGACAUCUGAUAGUAGCGAUCCAGAAGAGGCCCCACACACCGCAGACCGCCGGGCCAGGAGGUGGAGAAGGGCCCGAGUGGGCCCAGAGGAGCCAAACAGGGGCCUGCCUUCCCCUAGUGCCCAUCCACAGGCUCUACACACACAUCAGGUGUCAGACAAUGUGUCAGAGACUGACAUCAGCAACGAGGCUCAGAAUUCCCGGGCCAGCACAGACUCGGCAGAGGAGAAGCUGAGGAACAGAUUGUACGAGUUAGCCAUGAAAAUGAGUGAAAAGGACACUUCUUCCGGGGAGGAGCAGGAGUCCGAGCCCAAGACUGAACCUGAGACCCAGAAGGAAAGCCUCUCUUGUGAGGAAACCAGCCAGGGUGUGCAAGAGGAGCUGAAGAAGAAGUGUUCUGCUGUUUCUCUCUGCAACAUCUCCACAGAAGUCCUGAAGGUCAUCAACGCCACCGAGGAGCUGAUUGCGGAGUCUUCAGGGCCCUGGGCGAUCCCCCCAGUCCCAUCUGACAGAGACAUGGGGACAUUUCCUCUUGGGACAGACCCAGUGAGACUGGACAAGCAGCUGACAUCCUUGGAAGAAAAUGUGUACCUGGCAGCGGGCACCGUGUACGGGCUGGAGGGACAGCUGAGCGCGCUGGAAGACGCUGCCCGCUGCAUCCACGGCAGCACAGGCGAGACGGAGCUGGCAGAUCUGGAGGACCAGGUGGCUGCAGCUGCAGCACAGGUACACCACGCUGAGCAGCAGAUUUCUGACAUCGAGAGCCGGAUUUCAGCCCUGACCAUCGCUGGCUUGAACAUAGCGCCCUGUGUGCGUCUCACAAGGCGACGGGAUCAGAAGCGAAGGAACCAGGUGCAAACUAUAGACACAUCGAGGCAGCAGAGGAGGAAACUGCCCGCUCCUCCUGUGAAAGCUGAAAAGACUGAAGAAUCUUCUGUGACCCCCAUUAAAACAUUCAACCGCAACUUCCUUCUACAAGGCCCCUCCAUGAACAGGCUCUCAGAAAGGCAAGGUGACACCAAGGACUCGACGGAGCCCGUUCUGGAGUCGGCUGUGAUGUACUAACCACGGAACUCCACAGCCAGUGACCCACUGCCUCUGGCCGUACACGACAGUGCCUUGACCCAACAGCCAUCGAGUACUGUGUGGAUUUCCACUGAGGCAAGGGCCUGGGGAGGCCGCAGUGCACCGCUGCACAGGGCUGUCUUGAUACCUCACCCGGAAGGAAGGCCGUCUCAGUAUGCAGCUCUGAGGUCCUGCCCAUUCUCUGCCUUAGGCUCCCAGGGGAAUCUGAGAUUGAACACCCAGACGCUGGCUUCUAGAAGUGGGGCUCUGUGUUUAAAAGAUGCAUUGUGCCUGUUUAAUUUGUUCCUGUGCGUUGUCUUCACUAUCCCUGUGUGCUUUUAAUCUCUUUUUAUGCCUGUCAUCCGUUCAUGC